AUGGCAGGUGAUGUUACUGAACAGCCCAUGCCUGAAGACAAUUUUGAACUUGCUCUCCUUGCUGGCCUUGCAGCUGGGGCUUCAAAGCUACCAACACAUGCUGAUGCAGCAACACAGACAGAAGCAUUGAAAGAAACAGAGACGCCUGGAGUCCUGCAGCUGUUUCUCUCGAUAUGUGACGGUCAGCAUGGUGAAACACAGGUUGAGCACGCUGAUGAGCAUACUGCCAGAACUUCAACAGUUGGGUCAUGGAAAAGGAAGUGCGGCUUUGAAGGCUAUCGAACGCUCACCAGUUCAGAGAAGGCCCUGCAGGAUCUCUGCGGUGUCACCAUGACAGUGUUUUCCAUUCUUCUGAACCUCCUUCCCGAACAACGCCAGAGGGCCUCUGAUGUCUCUCGCGAAGACAGACUGGCUAUACUCCUCAUGAAACUGAAGCUUGGAGUAAGCUUAACGGCAAUAGCAGCACUCUUUGGUGUGACUAAAUCGACAGCAUGCCGUGUCUUCCACACAACAUUGGACCAGCUCAGCGCAGUGACCAGAGAGUGGAUCUUCGUGCCACCGCGUGAAACAAUCAAAGAGACACUGCCACCAUGCUUUCAACGCCACUAUCCAGACUGUACAUUUAUAAUUGAUUAUACAGAGGUCACGACAGAGACUCCUUCUGGCCCUGAACAACAUUACCUCUAUUCGCACUAUAAGGGGGGCUACACGUUGAAGUGGCUUGUAGGGAUCAUACCAAAUGGGGCAGUUGCAUUUCUUUCUAAGCCGUAUGGGGGAAGACAUUCUGAUUCUUUCAUCACACGUGACUCUGGGUUUCUGGCGCAUGUGCUGCCUGGAGACGUCGUACUUAGUGACAAGGGAUUCCCGGCCAUUAAGACCACAUUUGAUGACAAAGGUGCCGUGCUUGUCAUGCCACCGUUUAACACGGGAGGGCGACAACUUUCAGUAGAAGAUAUGGAGACCACUUUUGUUAUUGCUCAGGUCAGAGUACAUGUUGAACGCACCAUACAGAGAUUGAAAUUGUUCAACAUCCUCAACAAUCGUGUGUCACUCACACUUAUACCGCAUAUGGGAAAGAUGAUGCAUAUCUGUGCAUGCCUGGUGAACUUCCAAGCUCCAAUUAUAAACUCGUAA
Molecule: messenger RNA, 1134 nt
Organism: Ornithodoros turicata
Lineage: Eukaryota; Metazoa; Arthropoda; Arachnida; Ixodida; Argasidae
Exons: 3
Coding region: 1-1134 (377 amino acids)
Source: RefSeq, a predicted model, not a curated record